UGCAUAGAAUUCUUGUCUAACGGUUUUAUUUUGGGGUUUGUACACAGUUUUCUGUUUUCAAUUGACUUCUAGAUUUAGUUUUCCCAUCUUUGGGUUGGAUCAAAGCUUGGGUCUUUCUUGUUCAUGAAUUGAAGAUUUUCCCCUGAUUUUUAAUGGCUUAUUUAUCUGAGCCAUCAUCUUCUUUGAGUUUCACUUCAUCUUCUCGCCUAUCAAAUGGGUCAGUUACUCACAACUUACCCCCCUUUUCAGCUGUCCCAGAAACUGCGGCUAACCUUGAAGUCUUAAGUUUGACCAAGCUCAGCUCCAGCUUGGAGCAGCUUAUUGUUGACAAUUCUCCUGCUUUUAGUGAUGCUGAUAUAGUUGUUGAAGGUGUUCCUGUUGGUGUUCAUAGAUGUAUUUUAGCUGUUAGGAGUAAGUUUUUCGAUGAAGUCUUCAAGAAAGGAUCUGAGUCUAGUGAGAAAGAUGAACCGAGUUAUAACAUGUCUGAGUUGUUGCCUUAUGGCAAGAUUGGACUUGAAGCUUUUCAGGUUUUCUUGAGUUAUUUGUAUACAGGGAAGCUCAAGCCUUCUCCCAUGGAGGUUUCCACAUGUGUGGAUAAUGUCUGUGCUCAUGACGCCUGUCGUCCCGCCAUUAAUUUUGCGGUCGAGUUGAUGUAUGCGUCGUCGAUAUUUCGAAUACCAGAGCUUGUUCCACUUUUCCAGCGUCGUCUUCUUAAUUUCGUUGAGAAAGCGCUAGUAGAAGAUAUCUUCCCAAUCCUUGUGGUUGCUUUCCAUUGUCAAUGUAGUCAACUUGUUUCUCAGUGUGUUGAUAGAGUAGCUAGGUCGGAUCUUGAUAGCAUCUUUAUCGAGAAAGAGCUUCCUUAUGAAGUUGCAGAGAGUAUCCGGUUGCUUCGCCGCAAGUCUCCACCUGAUGCUGAGGGCAAUGAGGAAGUGAUCGAUCCUCUUCGGGAGAAAAGAAUCCGGAGAAUACAUAAAGCAUUGGAUUCCGACGAUGUCGAACUUGUUAAACUACUUUUAUCCGAGUCUGACAUAACUUUGGAUGAUGCGACUGCCCUCCAUUAUGCUGCAGCAUAUUGUGACCCCAAGGUUGUUUCGGAGAUUCUUGGUCUGCGUCUAGCCGAUGUCAACCUGCGAAAUUAUCGCGGUUACACGGUUCUUCACAUAGCUGCGAUGCGUAAAGAGCCAUCAGUGAUAAUGUCACUUCUAGCAAAGGGGGCAUUUGCUUCAACAUUGACAUUGGAUGGACGGAGUGCUGUUAACAUCUGCCGGAGGUUGACAAGACCAAAGGAUUAUCACUCGAAGACAGAGCAAGGGAAGGAAACGAAUAAAGACCGGAUAUGCAUUGAUGUUCUAGAGAGGGAAAUGAGGCGAAAUCCAAUGGCCGGGGAUGUUUCUGUUACUUCCCAUACAUUGGCUGAUGAUCUGCACAUGAGACUUUUGUACCUAGAGAACCGAGUGGCAUUGGCAAGAUCUUUUCCGAGUGAAGCAAAACUCGCCAUCGACAUAGCACAUGCCGAGACAACCUCCGAGCUUGCUAAUGGUCUUUCAUCAAAAAGUUCCAAUGGGAACUUAAGGCAGGUUGAUCUGAAUGAGACACCCAUUAUGCAGAGGAAAAGACUUCUUGCUAGGAUGGAAGCCCUUAUGAAAACAGUGGAGAUGGGUCGGCGCUAUUUCCCUCAUUGCUCAGAAGUGCUCGAUAAGUUCAUGGAGGAUGACCUUCCCGAUCUGUUUUACCUCGAGACGGGCACCCCCGAAGAGCAAAAGAUGGAGAGAACACGCUUCAGGGAGCUCAAAGAGGACGUCCAAAAGGCAUUUAACAAGGACAAGGCUGAGUUUAACCGCAAUGGGUUGUCUUCAUCGUCGUCGUCAUCGUCUUUAAGAGACGGUGGCCCCUACAAGUACAGGAAAUUAUGACGAAAUUUUCGUCGGUAAGGAUUUCUUGCGAGUAAAACUUAUAAUUAUUCCUUUUGUCACCGGGAAAAGCUUGUUCUAUAAUCAAUCCCUCCGGAGCAAAAGUUAUACAUAUCAUUAGUUUUACCUAUAGGAAUUUUAUGUUCAUUAGUAACAGAGAUCUAUGAAAAUAGAAAAUUUUCAACUACUUUCUUCA
Messenger RNA from Hibiscus syriacus, 2106 nucleotides. Its product is annotated as BTB/POZ domain and ankyrin repeat-containing protein NPR1-like. NCBI's taxonomy places the organism in Eukaryota, Viridiplantae, Streptophyta, Magnoliopsida, Malvales, Malvaceae. The record is from RefSeq and is a predicted model, not a curated record. Gene Ontology annotation, biological process: regulation of jasmonic acid mediated signaling pathway; defense response to fungus; systemic acquired resistance, salicylic acid mediated signaling pathway. Gene Ontology annotation, molecular function: protein binding. Gene Ontology annotation, cellular component: nucleus.